Molecule: messenger RNA, 1488 nt
Organism: Exophiala spinifera
Lineage: Eukaryota; Fungi; Ascomycota; Eurotiomycetes; Chaetothyriales; Herpotrichiellaceae
Exons: 7
Coding region: 1-1488 (495 amino acids)
Biological process (GO): transmembrane transport
Cellular component (GO): membrane
Molecular function (GO): transmembrane transporter activity
Source: RefSeq, a predicted model, not a curated record
AUGGCCAUCUCAGGAGUCGAUGUCCCAGUCGAGCCUCUGCGGUCCAAGGAAGAUGUCGAGACUGUUGAGACAGCUUCGAACAGCUCGCAGGAAGCAGGGGGCUUUGACGCGAAGGCCACAAGACGACUCAUCAGGAAGAUGGAUUGGGCUCUUCUUCCCUUCCUAGCACUUUUGUAUCUUCUCUCCUUCCUUGAUCGAACAAACAUUGGAAAUGCUCGUCUUGCUGGUCUUGAGGAGGACCUCGGCAUGUCAGGAUUGGACUAUAAUGCUGCUCUUGCCAUCUUCUUCCCUUUCUACGUGAUCGUCGAGCCGUUCUCAAAUUUGAUGAUGAAGCGAACCCGACCAUCAAUCUGGAUCCCGACCAUCAUGGUCGCGUGGGGUGUAUGCUGUACGCUCAUGGGACUUGUACACAACUAUGCGGGCCUUCUUGCCGCUCGUGCUGCCUUGGGUAUCGCUGAAGGUGGCUUGUUCCCUGGUGUAACAUUCUAUAUCACACUAUGGUAUCGACGACACGAAUGUGGUCUCAGGAUGGCAAUCUUUUUCUCGGCUGCCACCGCUGCCGGGGCAUUCGGUGGUCUUUUGGCUCGAGGAAUUAUCGAGAUGGACGGGGUUGGUGGCUUGAAUGGUUGGGCAUGGAUUUUCAUUAUUGAAGGCCUCAUCACUCUUGUUGUCGCUGGCAUCGCCUUUGUUGUUAUGAACGACUACCCAGCUACCGCCAAGUUCCUCACUCCGGCCGAAAGAGAGGAAGUCACUCGUCGUCUCGAGCAUGACAGAAGCUCUCUUGCAGAUGAAUAUGACAUGAAGUAUUUCUGGCACGCCGUUAAGGACUGGAAGAUUUGGGUCCAUAUGUUUAUCACAAUUGGGGUUUAUACCCCUCUAUACUCGAUUUCACUGUUUCUGCCAACCAUUGUCAAGACUCUAGGGUACACCAACGAAAAGGCUCAGCUCAUGACUGUUCCACCUUACAUCGUGGCUUGCUUUUGCUGUAUUACCGGAGGUUUUGCCGCAGACAAACUCAAGACUCGCGGUUUGUUCAUGAUCGGGUUCAACGUUACGGCACUGAUCGGCCUGAUUAUGCUUAUCUCUUCCCAAAACCCUCACGUCAAAUACACAGGAUGUUUCUUCUUCGCCGCCGGCAUCUACCCCAACGUUCCCCAGGGUGUGGCAUGGAAUGGCAACAACAUCGGCGGUUCGGUCAAGCGUGGGGUUGGUAUCGCUAUGCACGUUGGAUUUGGUAAUCUCGGCGGCGCAAUUUCGGGAUUCAUCUACCUUUCUAAGGACUCUCCCAAGUUCACCACUGGUCAUGCCAUCUUGAUUGGUAUGAUCUCUAUGAGUACGUGUCUCUCCAUCUUUAUGACAUUGUAUCUCCGACGAGAGAAUGCUCGGCGCGAUCGCGAGUACAAAAACCCGGCAGACUAUAGUGCGCAGGACAGGCACGCCGAGAGGGAGAAGGGCGAUAAUGCCACAUUCUUUCGCUAUACGACUUGA